AUGCGCCGGACACUACGACUUUUGGCCAAUGUCAAGCCAGUGCGCUACCUGGAGGCGGGCAACCCGACGGGCCUGACAGGCCUGUACACGCACAGCUCGCCCCGCUCGUCGCUGCUCUUCCUCUACAGCAAAACCCUCGACAAACUCAAGGAAGCCCCCGAAUCCUCACUUUACCGCCAAUCCGUCGAGGCUGUCACCAAGCACCGCAUGGCCAUCGUCGCCGCUCAGGAGCCCCCGGGUUACAAGGAGUGGCAGGAGAAGGCCAAGAAGAUGCUCUCCGACCAGCCCGAAAGCUUCAAGCUCUCGUCCAAUGCGAAUAUCGACGGUGGCAAGUCCAAUAUCGUCUACCAGAACGGCCAGGCGUUCAUGAUCCGACACACGCCAUCUGAAAAGGACUCGCGGUACGAGGAAUGGGAUGGCGAGCUCGAUGAGGGUGGCGAGCUUGAGGGUCUGCGCUCAGAGGAAGAGCGUGAGGAUUUGGAGAAUUUGUUCAACAGACAGCCGCUGGAGCUUUCCGACAAGGUCAGAUGGGACCCGGAGCCACAGAUGACUGCCGACCAGGUUGAGGAGAUUGAGACGAAGAUUGGAGCUGGGCUCAUCGAGGAGAUCGUGCAAGUGGCCAAGAGCGAGCUGCAUCUCGCCAAUAUUAUGAUGCAGGCCAAGCCAUGGGAGAACUUGGAAGAGAAGCCGGUCGAGGGCCAGUGGACCUACUUCGACCGUAAUGCAGCAUAA
Molecule: messenger RNA, 732 nt
Organism: Pseudomassariella vexata
Lineage: Eukaryota; Fungi; Ascomycota; Sordariomycetes; Amphisphaeriales; Pseudomassariaceae
Product: ETC complex I subunit conserved region-domain-containing protein
Exons: 3
Coding region: 1-732 (243 amino acids)
Biological process (GO): respiratory electron transport chain
Source: RefSeq, a predicted model, not a curated record